This is a messenger RNA of Exaiptasia diaphana, 1623 nucleotides long. RefSeq names its product DELTA-alicitoxin-Pse2b. The record is from RefSeq and is a predicted model, not a curated record. The transcript has 3 exons. The coding region runs from base 67 to 1557 and encodes 496 amino acids. NCBI's taxonomy places the organism in Eukaryota, Metazoa, Cnidaria, Anthozoa, Actiniaria, Aiptasiidae.
UAGCUUCAACCGUUCCCCCUCUUUGCAACUAGAGACGCAGUAGUUAUAUCAUUAUAUAGAGAAAAGAUGGCAAUUUACAAGUCUGCCAUUUUGCUACUAAUAGUCUUCGUGACAGCGGAAUUUGUCGCUGCCGAAAAAGAGAAAGUCGAAGUURAAGCAAAGCCUUCCAAAAUAUCAAGGGGAGCCCUUGGCCAAGGCUUUGAACUCCAUAAGAUAGAUCUCCUCAGCAAAGAAUUACAAGCAACAGGAUCAAAGAUUUUUGAGGAUCUACCAGCUGAUGAAUGUACAAUAGAUGACAAACUUGGCACGAUACAAAGAGAUGACUCCUUCUAYAGCAACACCGAGUCCAUCUACARAUCCGUUGCUACCAACUCUAAGGUUGAACCAAGUCUUCAAGGACCGUUCACCCUWGGAACAUCUGUAGRAGCCGUUACAAAUAACAUUGUGUCAGAAAAGWCCGAGGUAUCUGGAUUAUCACUAAAUCUYCUUGCAUACAGCAUGGCCCAUGGCCUCAAGAAAGAAUGCAUCAAUAGUAAAUCCUUGACCAAAGAAAUAUUAAAAGACUUCAAAGACCUCGACAAAGAAAUCAAAAACCCAUGGYUGAAGCAGUCGUGGAGAAAAUAUAAGGURUUCUUGGGAAAGUAUGGAUCGCACAUUGUAACGGAGACRCUAUCAGGYUCCAGCAUCUAUCAGUAUGUCUUUGCAAAAUCCAGCGAAUCCUUCAAACAGCGCGACUUCGCCGUCAAGGCUUGUGUUUCAUUGGCAGGUCCGACACAAGUAGGAAAACUUGGGAUUUCGGCAUGCUCAGACGUUUCUAAAAAGGAUAUAGAAGAAUCAUCAGGGAAAUCAAUGAUCAAAAAGUUGGUAGUCAGAGGAGGGAAAUCAGAYACAAGAGUGGAUUUGACUGGUGAACUUUCCAAAGAACAGAUUAACAAGUUUCUGAAGGAAGCUGCGACCGACCCAUCACCUAUCCAGUACGGCUUUAUGGGCAUUUGGAAAAUUUUCUUAGCCAGAUUUGUUGGAACAGAGCACUAUGCCAAAGCAACCAAUUUAGAGCAGUUCUACAAAGGUUACCUUAGYUUUGGAUGCUCUUUCGAACGAUCGCCAAAAGACCAAGAACUUCAGAAGUUUGACCUUAGUGAGUUCAGCGACCCUGAUGCCCCAACAUACGUUUGCAAACUUGGCCCGGAAGGAUGUCACAGUGACAGCGACUGUGAGAGCGACAACAUUGUCUACUGCGCGUGCUGUGGUGAGACAUGCAUAAGAUACAAUGAAACAAGGCWAGCAAGUUCUGGAAAGACCAAGAAAGAAGCCUACAUAAACGACAAAGACGACGAAUGGCGAGGCCAUGGUUGUAACAAGAAAAACCUUAAAUGCAAAUGUACUGAAGAAAACAAAAAGUGGGGCGAGAGUUGGUCCGGWGAAAGCGAAAGUGACAGCGUAUUAAGAGACAUCAACUGGAUUUUGUCAACAAAAAGAAAAGCAGAACAAGCCAAACGACAUGAAGUCAAGAAACAAAAAUCARCACAUGUCAAUGCUGAGAAUAAAGAACAAUAAUAUAGCACAARAAAUAGAAAUCCUUCACUGUAUGAAGUUUAAAAUAAACUAAAAGCUUUAAAUUCA